GCUGCGGCCCAGACGCCCGGGCUUGACCGCUGCGAGGGCCGACCCCGGGCCGGGGGGUAUGUUCCGUUUUGUGCUUUUUGUUUUAGAAGCUACUAAAGGGUGUUGGGGAUACGUCUGGCUGUUAUGACGGCCAAAAGGCCUGUUGACUGGGGCUGCCUUUAACCCUUUCAUAUUUGCAGAGAAUGCAGCCGUGUGACAGUAACUGAACACUGGUCCAAAGUCUUUCCAAAAGGUCAAGGUUCACAAGAACAUCUGAUCCAAUUCAUGACCAUGGGGGAUAUGAAGACCCCCGACUUUGACGACCUGCUGGCAGCGUUUGACAUCCCCGACAUGGUCGACCCGAAAGCAGCCAUCGAGUCUGCCCAUGACGACCAGGAGAGCCAUAAGCAGGGUGCCCAGGCGGACGACGACGCGCACGCACCGUCCUCCUCGGACGUGGGCGUCAGUGUCAUCGUGAAGAACGUCCGCAGCAUCGACGCCUCGGACGGCGCCGAGAAGGACGGCCACAACCCCCCCGGCAAUGGCCUGCACAACGGCUUCCUGACGGCCUCCUCUCUCGACACGUACGGCAAGGAAGGAUCGAAGUCCCUGAAGGGAGACGUGCCUACCUCAGAGGUGACCUUAAAGGACUCGGCCUUCAGCCAGUUCAGCCCCAUCUCUAGCGUGGAGGAAUUUGACGACGAUGAGAAGAUCGAGGUGGACGACCCCCUGGACAAGGAGGACCCGCGCGCGGGCUUCAGAGCGAACGUGCUGGCGGGCUCAGGCCCCCAGCAGGACUACGACAAGCUGAAGGCGCUCGGGGGAGAGGGUGUGAGCAAGGCUGGCGUCCCAGUGCCGGGCGGCCUUGAGAAAAGCAAAGUCGUCAAGAGGGAGAUGGAGACAAAUUCUCUAAACCUGAGCGUUUACGAACCUUUCAAAGUCAGAAAGAUGGAGGAUAAGCUGAAGGAGAGCUCUGAAAAGGUGCUGGAGAACAGGGUCCACGAGGGGAAGCUGGGCUCCGAGAAGAACGAUGCUGGCCUUGGUGGCACGGCGUCAUCGCGGACCAAGCCGUCCUCCAAGCUCUCUUCCUGCAUCGCCGCGAUUGCGGUGCUCAGUGCAAAAAAGGCCGCCUCUGACUCCUCCAAAGAGCCGGCGACCAACUCCCGGGAGUCCUCUCUGUUACCGAAGGAUGUCAACGACAGCCCUCGAGCCACCGAGAAGUCUCCCGAACCCCAGAGCCUCAUCGACGGGACGAAGAAAGCAUCCCUGAAGCAGCCGGACAGUCCCCGGAGCGUUUCCAGCGAAAACAGUAGCAAGGGGUCGCCAGCCUCCCCCGUGGGGUCGACACCAGCAAUCCCCAAAGUUCGCAUCAAGACCAUCAAGACGUCUUCCGGGGAGAUCAAGAGGACGGUGACGCGGGUGCUGCCUGAGGUGGAGCUCGAGGCGGGCAGGAAGCCCUCGGAGCAGGCAGGGCCCGUGGUGGCCUCGAUGACCUCGCUCCUGUCGUCCCCUGCCCCGGCUGCCGUGCUCGCCUCCCCGCCCCGGGCGCCCCUGCAGUCCGUGGUCGCCAAUGCCGUGGCGCCAGCCGAGCUGACCCCCAAGUAGGUCACCAUCAAGCCCGUGGCGACCGCCUUCCUCCCGGUGUCGGCCGUGAAGACGGCCGGCUCCCAAGUCAUCAACCUGAAGCUGGCCAACAACACAACGGUCAAGGCCACGGUCAUCUCCGCCGCCUCCGUGCAGAGCGCCAGCAGCGCCAUCAUCAAAGCCGCCAACGCCAUCCAGCAGCAGACCGUGGUGGUGCCGGCCUCCAGCCUGGCCAACGCCAAACUCGUGCCAAAGACUGUGCACCUCGCCAACCUUAACCUCCUGCCUCAGGGCGCCCAGGCCACCUCCGAGCUCCGCCAGGUGUUGACGAAACCGCAGCAGCAGAUCAAGCAGGCGAUAAUCAGUGCCGCGGCCUCGCAGCCGCCCAAGAAGGUGUCGCGGGUGCAGGUGGUGUCGUCCCUGCAGAGCUCCGUGGUGGAGGCUUUCAACAAGGUGCUGAGCAGCGUCAACCCAGUCCCAGUUUACGUCCCCAACCUCAGCCCCCCUGCCAACGCGGGCAUCACCUUGCUGACCCGCGGCUACAAGUGCUUGGAGUGCGGGGACUCCUUCGCCCUGGAGAAGAGCCUGAGCCAGCACUACGACAGGCGCAGCGUGCGCAUCGAAGUGACCUCUAACCACUGCACCAAGAACCUGGUGUUUUACAACAAGUGCAGCCUGCUGUCGCACGCCCGCGGGCACAAGGAGAAGGGCGUGGUGAUGCAGUGCUCGCACCUGAUCUUGAAGCCGGUGCCGGCGGAUCAGAUGAUUGUCUCCCCGUCAAGCAAUACCCCCGCCUCAUCGUCCAGCCUCCCCAGCUCCGUGGGAGCCGGCGCGCACACGGUCACCAAAAUCCAGCCUGGCAUCACCGGGACGGUCAUAUCGGCCCCUUCCAGCACGCCCAUCACCCCCGCCCUGCCCCUGGACGAAGACCCCUCCAAGCUCUGCAGGCACAGCCUCAAGUGUCUGGAGUGUAACGAAGUCUUCCAGGACGAGACGUCGCUGGCCACCCAUUUCCAGCAGGCUGCAGAUACGAGCGGACAAAAGACUUGCACGGUCUGCCAGAUGCUGCUCCCCAACCAGUGCAGUUACACCUCCCACCAGCGGAUCCACCAGCACAAGUCCCCCUACACCUGCCCCAAGUGCGGCGCCAUCUGCAGGUCCGUGCACUUCCAGACCCACGUCACCAAGAACUGCCUGCACUACACGCGCAGAGUGGGUUUCCGGUGUGUGCAUUGCAAUGUUGUGUACUCUGACGUGGCCGCACUGAAGUCUCACAUUCAAGGCUCUCACUGUGAAGUCUUCUACAAGUGUCCUAUCUGCCCAAUGGCGUUUAAGUCUGCCCCAAGUACACACUCCCAUGCCUACACGCAGCACCCUGGCAUCAAGAUAGGAGAACCAAAAAUAAUAUAUAAGUGUUCCAUGUGCGACACCGUAUUUACCCUGCAAACCCUGCUUUAUCGCCACUUUGACCAACACAUUGAAAACCAGAAGGUGUCCGUCUUCAAGUGUCCAGACUGUUCUCUCUUAUAUGCCAUGAUGGACCACAUCAAGUCUAUGCAUGGAACGUUGAAAAGUAUCGAAGGCCCCCCCAACCUGGGAAUAAACUUGCCUUUGAGCAUUAAGCCUACAACCCAAAAUUCCGCUAACCAAAACAAGGACACCCGAUCCCUGAACGGGAAAGAGAAGUUGGAAAAGAAAUCCCCAUCGCCCGUGAAAAAGUCACUGGAACCCAAGAAAGUGGCCAGUCCCGGGUGGACGUGUUGGGAGUGUGACCGGUUGUUCACGCAGAGAGACGUUUACAUUUCCCACGUGAGGAAGGAGCAUGGGAAGCAAAUGAAGAAACACCCGUGCCGCCAGUGCGACAAGUCCUUCAGCUCGUCCCACAGUCUCUGCCGCCACAACCGGAUCAAGCACAAAGGCAUCAGGAAAGUUUACACCUGCUCGCACUGUCCAGACUCCAGGCGUACCUUCACGAAACGGUUGAUGCUGGAGAAACAUAUACAGCUCAUGCACGGCAUUAAGGAUCCUGACUUGAAAGAAAUGACAGAAGCCACCAAUGAGGAGGAGACAGAAAUAAAAGAAGACACCAAGGCUCCCAGUCCCAAGCGGAAGCUGGAGGAGCCGGUGUUAGAGUUCCGCCCUCCCCGAGGGGCCAUCACGCAGCCCCUGAAGAAGCUGAAGAUCAACGUGUUCAAGGUGCACAAGUGCGCCCUGUGCGGCUUCACCACCGAGAACCUGCUGCAGUUCCACGAGCACAUCCCGCGGCACAGGUCGGACGGCUCCUCCCAGCAGUGCCGCGAGUGCGGCCUCUGCUACACGUCGCCCAUGUCGCUGUCGCGGCACCUCUUCAUCGUCCACAAGCUGAAGGAGCCGCAGCCGGCGGCCAAGCAGCACGGGGCGGGCGAGGAGAGCCGGCCGGAGAGCCAGCCCGGGCCCGAGGACGCGCCGGCCGACGGCCCCGUGCCCGACCGAACGUGCAGAGUGUGCGCGAAGACGUUCGAGACGGAAGCUGCUUUAAACGCUCACAUGCGGACCCACGGCAUGGCCUUCAUCAAAUCCAAAAGAGUGAGCUGGGCGGAGAAAUAG
Dama dama (fallow deer) is the source of this 4149-nucleotide messenger RNA. Its product is annotated as zinc finger protein 532-like. The record is from RefSeq and is a predicted model, not a curated record. Lineage: Eukaryota; Metazoa; Chordata; Mammalia; Artiodactyla; Cervidae.